Messenger RNA from Pseudophryne corroboree (corroboree frog), 1546 nucleotides. It is a transcript of the gene RPA2, whose product is annotated as replication protein A2. The record is from RefSeq and is a predicted model, not a curated record. Gene Ontology annotation, cellular component: site of double-strand break; nucleus; DNA replication factor A complex. Gene Ontology annotation, biological process: nucleotide-excision repair; double-strand break repair via homologous recombination; DNA replication. The transcript is spliced from 9 exons. The coding region runs from base 127 to 1083 and encodes 318 amino acids. Lineage: Eukaryota; Metazoa; Chordata; Amphibia; Anura; Myobatrachidae. Gene Ontology annotation, molecular function: single-stranded DNA binding.
AGCAGUUUUGUGUGAAUUGGGGCUGAUUUGCAGCCGCAAACGGUGCAAGAUUGGGUGCUUUUGCUGGCGUUUAAAUGCUGUUGCAACAGCACUUUGCACCCUUCAGAAAUAAUUGGAUCGACACCUAUGGAGGUUGCUUUUGUGGUCACAAAUGGAGGGACACUGGCAAAUAUCGGAAAUAUCUGUGAUGGUCCCUGUUCCUUGAAUCCUCAGGAGCCUUCUUGUUCCACAAAAAUGUUCUUUAACCAAUAUGUUAAUAUAUCCAGUGGUUUUGAAGGAGGCUAUGGUGGCUCUGGAAUGGGAGGAGGUGGAUAUACGCAGUCACCUGGAGGCUUUGGAUCCCCAGCCCCCACACAAGGAGAAAAGAAAUCUAGAUCUAGGGCACAACAAAUAGUACCCUGUACAGUAUCGCAACUUCUGUCUGCUACCCAAAAUGAUGAGCUGUUCAGGAUUGGAGAGGUUGAGCUUUCCCAGGUCACAAUUGUUGGCAUAGUGAGACAUGCAGAAAAAGCUCCAACAAACAUCUUGUAUAAAGUAGAUGAUAUGACUGCAGCACCGAUGGAUAUUAGGCAGUGGGUCGACACAGAUGAAGCAAGUUGUGAAAAUGUAGUAGUGCCUCCUGGGAGUUAUGUAAAAGUCUCUGGUCAUCUUCGUUCCUUUCAGAAUAAGAAGAGUGUUGUUGCAUUUAAGAUUGCACCUCUUGAAGACAUGAAUGAGUUUGUAUCACAUAUGUUGGAAGUUGUUCAGGCUCACAUGAGUCUAAAUGCCCAGAGUCCACCUGUAAGUGUUGGUGGUGGAUCUUCUAUGGUGCUCAGUACACCUGGACGAUUGGGAAAUACAGGAGGAAGCUUCACAGGAGGAAAUGACAUACAAACUAAUGGGCUGACGCCACAUCAGAGUCAGAUUUUAAAUUUAAUUAAAAGCUGCAAAGGGAAUGAAGGCAUGGGUGCUGAUGAACUGAAGGCAAGGCUUCAUGGAAUGAAUGCGAAUACAAUUAAGCAAGCUUUGGAUUUUCUCAGCAAUGAAGGUCACAUCUAUUCCACAGUGGAUGAAGACCAUUAUAAAUCAACAGAUGGUGAUUAAGAAGAGAAGUUUAAGAAAAAAAUUUGAAAGAACCUAAUCUGGCUGCAGUAUUGGCUGCUUAUAUAAACACUGUGUGUACUGCAACCUCUUUUCUAUAGCGGCUUUGGUCUUGCAGGCACACAGACAUUUGAAAGACUAGUAAUUCCGUGCACUUCUUUAGAAUGGGAUACACUUCUUGUAAUAUCACAUUAUCACUGCAACGGGCUUAUUCUAGAAUUGCCUGUUAAUAACGUGAUGUCCUUUUUUUUAUUUUUUUUUGUGAGUUACACAAAAGCACAUGAUGAGAAUGGCCUCUGGUACAGUUGUAUUAGAUUUGUUGGGUGAAAGUUGGUUUUUCAUGGCCGCUUUAUUUCUACAGUUUAAAUUGAAUUGUAUCUUUAUUUUUUUAAAGAAGCAUACAAGUAAAUGUGUGUAAUGUUUUGGGUACCUAAGCUUAAAAUUAAAAGUACACCGACUCAAGGAA